This is a messenger RNA of Anopheles stephensi (Asian malaria mosquito), 2411 nucleotides long. RefSeq names its product protein yellow-like. The coding region runs from base 520 to 2112 and encodes 530 amino acids. The transcript has 3 exons. Gene Ontology annotation, cellular component: extracellular region. Lineage: Eukaryota; Metazoa; Arthropoda; Insecta; Diptera; Culicidae. The record is from RefSeq and is a predicted model, not a curated record.
AAGUUGUGUCACGCACUGGCCGCUUCUUACCCAAGACCUUCUGACCAUUGUCGAGGUUAAACGCCUGACGCCGAUAGCCACCGCCAGCGACGCAGUGAGCCAAAUUACGAUUCGGACGUGUGUCUAUACUUUUUGGCCGAUAAUUAAAGGUUUCUAUCAGAGUGUUUUGACGACCGGGCCAUUCGGAAGUGAGCCAAAGUGAAAGCAAAGGCACGACCAAAGUGAAGUGAUAAUUGGCGCUAGACGACCGCGUGCGUGUGUGUGGUUAUUAUGGGCGGCUAGCACAAGUGCCCGGCUCCGUCUGGAAUAAACCAACCAAACACAGUGUUCAACCGGUGCUCACCGAACGAAGAACCGGGUCACCAAUAAGCAUCGUUUAGUAAGGUGGUUUAAUUGUGAGUCCAAAAACUGUAAACUCGUUCGAGAGACCAGUGUGUGGAGCUGUUACGAUCGUCGUCAGUGAGUGAGUCAAAUUAAUUGAUUAAAAACGGGUGACCGUUUCGGGUGUAACCCCUAACGAUGGCACUGGGACGAAGGUUGAUCGCGCUGGUGCUAGCGAUUGGGUGUGCACUGGGGCAGCAAGCGAACGGCGACGGUCUGCAGCCGCUGGACGCACUGAGCCCGCCGACACCCUCGGUACCGAUCGCGCCGGGCGAAAAGCAGUUCCGGGUGGUGUACGAGUGGAAUGUGCUCGAUUUUGCCUUCACGAACGAGGAUGAACGAGCGCAGGCCCUGUACAGCGGACACUACAUCCCGAAGAACGUGCUCAUCUCCGACUGUAAGCCGUUUGCGAACCGACUCUAUCUGACGAUUCCGCGCAUGCUGCCAGGAGUGCCGGCCACGCUUGGGUACGUGGUGCGGCCGGAAAACAAUGGCCGUACCGAUCCGGAGAUUGUGCCGUUCCCGUCGUGGGAGAUGAACGAGCGGGGCAACUGUUCGGCGCUACAGUUCGUGCAGGGUGUGGCGGUGGACAAGCAUGGCAUCAUGUGGGUCGUCGAUUCGGGACGUACCGAGACCCUGACGCGUGGUAAAGAUCAUGUCGUCUGUCCACCGAAGAUCCUGUUGCUGGACCUCAAGCGCAACGGCAGCAUCGUUCUGCGCUAUCAGUUCCCCGAGUCGGUAGUGCCGGCCGGUAACAACUACCUCAACAAGAUCGUGGUAGACGACGCGUUCGGAGGGUUUGCCUACAUCACCGACAACAGUGGUGCCGAUCCAGGGAUAGUGGUGUUCUCGCGCCGACUCCUCAAAUCGUGGAAGGUGCGGGAGAACAACUCGAUGCGUGCCGCUCGCAAUGCGGUCCGCUUCGCCGUCAACGGCACCGAGCUUAACUUCUCGAUCCACAUCGACAGUAUCGCGCUGGGCCCGUACUACAACCCCAACAUUUCUCCGGACCAACCGGUGUCCGAUGCGCUUGUAAACACGCAGAACUACGAGCGUAACGUGUACUACAGCCCGCUGUCCAGCUAUCACGUGUACUCGCUCCCAGCAUCCCUGCUGCGUGACCCGGAGUUUAACGCCCGUGCGACCCCUCGCGACAUACUCGAAGCCGUCGUCGACUACGGCCAGAAGCAGUCGCAAACGGACGGCAUGUUUAUGGACAACCAGGGUGUGCUGUACUUCGGGCUGCUCGGCGAGCAUGCCAUCGCCAAGUGGGACAGCUACAAACCGUUCACGGCGAAGAACCAGCAGAUCAUCGCGAAGGACGCCACCUACAUCCAGUGGGUGGACAGCAUGGGCAUCGACCACGAAGGCUACCUGUACGUGGUGGUUAACCGGCUGCACAACUUUGUCGCCGGCCGGCUGAACCCGCUCGAGGUGAACUUCCGCAUACUGCGUGCGAAAACGGGCGCACUGAGCUACGUCUACACGCCGGACAACUUGUUCAACAGCGACGGCAAGUUCCUGUACUCGGGUGCGUCCGGCGAACCGUUCGCGGACAAUGGGCUGGUUUACCAGUACGAGGGUACUACGCCGGCCUCGAGCCGGUUGGCGGCCGCCGGCAUACUGGGUGCCAGUGGGGCCGCGGUAAAGACAUCCUUCGUCGGAUUUAUUGGCGCCCUUGUCCUGGGCGGCGUCGUGACUAGCAUGAUGGGCCGGUGGAGUGUUGUUUGAUGCGAUAUCGCGUACGCUCCACGAUCCACGUUGACAUCAUCGUUCGCUGGGACGAGUUGAGACAGUCAGAUAUGGAAAAGCAACCUCCCUCCUCCACACUCCUAGACCCCCCCCCCCCCCCCACAUCCAAUCCCCGUUACCAGAGUACUUCCGUAUCAGUAUUUGUAUAUAGUUGAGGUUUAAGUGUAAAUAAGCGAAGCGUGUUCGCUGCUAGCGCCAGCGUUCUUGGAUUUCAUGUUGACUUUUAACGAGGAUACGCUUCGCGCAAUAAAAAUGGUUAUUUUUUUACGACACCUGUC